Messenger RNA from Esox lucius (northern pike), 5139 nucleotides. It is a transcript of the gene ralgapa2, whose product is annotated as Ral GTPase activating protein catalytic subunit alpha 2. Gene Ontology annotation, molecular function: GTPase activator activity. Bases 225 to 5027 code for a protein of 1600 amino acids. Gene Ontology annotation, cellular component: nucleus; cytoplasm. The record is from RefSeq and is a predicted model, not a curated record. Gene Ontology annotation, biological process: positive regulation of GTPase activity. The transcript has 34 exons. Lineage: Eukaryota; Metazoa; Chordata; Actinopteri; Esociformes; Esocidae.
UACCAGCUUUGACACCGGUUUCAAAUCGAACGCUACACCUGGCUGCGCUUCCGUGUUUACAGUACACACCCACGAAAAGGGAGGGGUCUAGCCGCGGAACCCGAAACGUAUGUUUACUGAGCAAGCAUACAACGCGGUGGCGAGGAAAGUGACACUGUGACAGUUGACUGUAUGGUGAAAAAUAGGUGCUAAUUCCAGGUUUCAAAAUUGCGUUUUACAGCGGAAUGUUCACUCGAAGGGGCCAUGGAGACGUCAAGAAAUCUACACAGAAAGUUCUGGACCCAAAGAAGGAUGUAUUGACCCGACUGAAGCACCUCCGGUCACUGUUAGAUAUCAUUGAGAAGAGUGAAUUGAAGACCUUCUUCGAAAGCAACUGUUCUCAGAUUUAUUUUAUCUUCUAUGAAAAUUUCAUUACACUGGAAAGCAAUUUAAAGCAAAAAGGGAACAAGUCUCAGAGGGAGGAGCUGGACUCCAUCCUCUUUAUUUUUGAAAAAAUCCUGCAGCUUCUACCAGAGAAAAUCUACGGUCGAUGGCAGUUCCACAGUAUAGGUUCUAUUCUGAAAAAACUUUUGCACACUGGAAACUCAUUCAAGAUCAGAUGUGAGGGCAUCCGCCUGUUCCUGCUGUGGCUGCAGGCCCUGCAGAGUAACUGUGCCGAAGAGCAGCUCCUUAUCUUUGCCUGCCUGGUGCCGGGCUUCCCCGUCGUGCCCUCGACCAGAGGACCCUGCACCCUGGACAACAUCAUCUACAACCCCUACUCCAACCCACCCGAUGCCAAGGUGGUGCCUGAAGAGAUCACCCCGCUGGUCCCAGCGGUCCAAGGGGAGAAGGUGGCUGACGACCAGACCUGCUACAUCCUCCAAACCAUGCUGAAGUUCAUGGUUGUCCAGGCGUCCAGUUUAGAGUGGAAGAACAAAGACAACCAGGACUCAGGAUUCAGGUUUCUCUUCAGUCUGUUUAAGAAGUACUACCUUCCACACCUGUUCCCCACCUUCACCAAGCUAACAAACCUCUACAAGCCUCUUUUAGACCUCCCCCACCACCGACCAAAGCCUCUGUAUGUCCCCGUUACACGCAACAACGAGAGCACCUUCUGUACGAGGGACCAGUACCUGGCUCCCCGUGUGGCCUUCAUCACCUGGCUGGUCUCCUUCUUCCUGGAGAAGAAGUAUGUCAGCACCGCCACCCCCAGCACCAAGAACGGCACCAACGAGGUCCUCCCCAAACUCAUCCAGACGGUCACUGCAGGCAGUAGCAGUCAGGAGAAGGACCGUGGAGGCGGUGGUGGUGAGGGGGAGCCCAACGGCCCCAUAGAGCCAGAGAAGAGCCACUCUAACAGCAGCACGUUGUCUGACCGGCGCCCCAGUGAUUCCAGCCUCUGCAGCAUCGACGAGGACCACCGCGGCGUCUACGACAUGGUCCACACCAUCCUGCUCUCCACACGGGACAACAUCAACUUUGUAAAUGAGGUCUUCCACCAGGCCUUCCUGUUGCCCUCUUGUGAGGCGUCAGCAACCCGGAAGGUGAUCAAGGUGUAUAGGAAGUGGAUUCUGCAGGAGAAGCCAGGCUUCAUGGCGGAGCCGGAGAAGAACAGACAUGCCGAUGUAGAGGAGAACCCGGAACAGCUGUUCGUCACUGAGGCUGACAGCACACACCCACAGGUGUUGGAGAGUCACGGUCACAAGCGCUCGUCCAGUUGGGGCAGAACCUACUCGUUCAGCAGUGCCAUCAGUCGGGGCUGUCUCAUGGAGGAGCAGAACCGAGACAUUAAGGCUGGCAUCCAGCCCACCCUGCAGGUGUUCUUGACCAACUCGGCCAACGUCUUUCUUCUGGAGCCAUGCCAGGACGUGCCCAAGCUGUUGGAUAACCAGGUGGAGGUGUGCAAGGGGGUGCUGAGCAUCUACCGCCACAUGAUCAUGGAGCACGCCAUGAACACACAGACAUGGGAGCAGAUGCUGCAGGUUCUUUUGAGGAUUACUGAGGCAGUGAUGAAGAGGCCUCAGGAGAACCAAAGGAAAGACACCUUUGCUGAGAGUUUGGCUGCCCUCCUCUUCAGGACGAUCAUCGUGGCAUGGGUCAGGGCCAACCUGUGUGUCCUCAUCUCCCGGGAGCUCUGGGACGAACUGCUGUCCGUUCUGUCGUCUCUGACUGGCUGGGAGGAGCUGGUGACCGAGUGGGCCAGCAUCAUGGACUCUCUGACCGCCGUCCUGGCCCGCUCUGUCUACGGCCUGGACAUGAGCAACCUGCCUCUGGACAAACUCAGUGAACAGAAGGAGAAGAAGCAGAGGGGCCGUGGGGUGACCCAGGACUCCCAGAAGGCCACGGCGGUGGCCCGGUCCUUCUCCCUGAGCUGGAGAAACCAAGGUGACCAGCAGGGUGUUCAGGAGCCGAUGAGGUUCCGCAGCGCCACGACCUCCGGCGCCCCCGGCGUGGAGAAGGCCCGCAACAACGUCCGGCAGAAAGCCACAGCUAAGCGAAGCCAGUCCAUCAGCAACUGUGUCCAUCUUUACGAGGCUUUGCCCGCUACUAAAAGCGUUCCUAUGCUGCUUCAUACUGUGAGCUCUUUCUUGCCUGGUAUCUCCUCCUCUUCUGGUAAUUCUUGCUCUCACAGGCUUUCAGACGUGGAGGAGGGUCAGCUGUCAGAGUGUGGGGCCGAUGGAGAGCUGGAGGCGGGUGACAGCCCUCUACCACGCAGCAGCAGCACCUCUGACAUCACACACCAACUGGCCGACGCCUUCCCAGGGCAGAAGCGAGAGUCUUCCCCCAACAACUCCUGUGGCUCUGACGGCAGGACGUCAGAAGGGAAAAGAGAGGGCGAUCCGCCAAUGAUUCUGGUCCGGCGGAGCAGCAGUCCAGCUGAGCUGGACUACCCUGUAGAUGGACCAACCCCCUACACCAGGCCCAAGCUCUGGGAGAAGAGUGAGAGCGUGUGCAGCGAGACGUCCAACGGCUACCUGAACGACGCUGACAUCAGCCUGCUGUCCUGGCAGGCCUUUGAGGAGGCUGACAUCCAGUCCACCCAGAUAGACAUCAUGGCGGACGCUGAGAGCCAGAGAAACCUGCUGCUCAGUCAGAAUGAGGCCCUGGCAGGUCCUGAGUGUGCCCUCCCUCCCCACUCUGCACCCCUGUCCCACCACCAGCGCCGCCCCCAGAACCCCCCAGCCUCGCCGGCUUUGCUAGUGCCCCCUGAAUGCCCGGACUGCCCCCCACUCCUGGAGGACACACUGCGUCAGUCCGUGUUGCGCAUGCCUGAAGACCCGGACAGUAGUGAGUGUCUGGCUGAUGAUGUCAGCAUCAUCGCAGGGGGGAGCCUGACAGGUUGGCAUGCAGACUCUGCCUUUGUGCUUUGGAGGAGGAUUUUGGGUAUCCUGGGGGAUGUCAACAACAUUCACUGCCCCAGGAUCCACGCCAAAGUGUUCAGUUAUCUCUACGAGCUGUGGCACAAACUGGCUAAGAUCCGGGACAACUUGGGCAUCAGUGUGGAUAACCAGUCCUCUCCCCCCCGGCCCGUCUUCAUCCCUCCUCUUAGGAUGCUGGCCUCCUGGCUCUUCAAGGCCACUAUGCUGCCAGCUGAGUUUAAGGCCGGGAAACUGCAGGCUUUUAAACUGAUCUGUGAGAUGAUGACCAAGAACCAGGAUGUGCUGCCCAACCGUGACUUCCUGGUCCACCUGUACCACGUCAUGCACAAGGGCUUCACCAGCGAUGACCAGGAUGUUCUGAACACAGUGAUCCGGUCGUGUUCCCCACGCUUCUUCUUUCUGGGCCUGCCUGGAUUCACCAUGCUGGUGGGAGACUUCGUCACCGCCGCGGCGCGCGUCCUCAGCAGCGAGUCCCACGAGGCUCCAAGGAUAGAGGCCGGGACCGUCCUUGGGUCUCUGGUCUGUUUUCCCAACCUGUAUGCGCAGAUUCCACUACUGCAGACCGUUCCUGGAACUGAUGAUGUUGUCGUUGGGAACGAGGACAUCAAGAACUAUCUGGUCAACAUCUUACUGAAGACGGCACGGAAUGAACCCUGUGAAGUGGCAAGGUGUAUAGCUGUAUGUAGUCUUGGCCUGUGGGUGUGUGAGGAGCUGAUGCAGAAAAAGAUUCACCACCUGGUCAAGGAUGCUAUCAAUGUUCUUGGUGUAACACUAAAGUUUGGGAACAAGGCUGUGGCUCAGGUUUCCUGUGACCUAUUCCAGCUCUUCAUCAGUCACUGGGAACACCUCCAGAGGCUGGAGCGCUCUCUGCCCCAGAAAAUAAUCGAGAUCUUUGUGGCGACCAUAACGUUUUUGUUGCCGAGCGCGGAGCACUCAACGGUGGAGGCUGACAAAAAGCUAAUGGUGUCUCUCCUGCUGUGUCUGCUGGACUGGUGCAUGGCUGUGCCGCUGAGCCUGCUGCUUGAGCCCAUCACCAUGCCUCUGUUGGAGGACCCCGCGUCCCACAAGGCCCCUCUGCUGGACUACGUCUACAGGGUGCUGCACUGCUGUGUGUCUGGGUCCAACCUACACACCCAGCAGAGUCACUAUCUCCUGAGCCUGUCUGACCUCUGCGCCGACUACGACCCCUUCCUGGCGUUGGGCCAGGUCAAGAGCUCGGAGCCUCCGCCGUCACACGUCGCCGGCGACUUGGGCAACCUGCUGACCGUGGCCGAGGAAAAGAGGAGGAGGAAUAUGGAGCUGAUCCCUCUGACGGCGCGGAUGAUCAUGACUCACCUCGUGAAUCACCUCGGCCACCAUCCCCUCAGCGGUGACCCCGCCCUCCUGCACAGCCUGGUCAGCGAGAACCAUGACAACCCCUUUGUGGAGUCUUCUGAGCUCUCCUCCGAGGUGUUCAAGAGCCCAAAUCUGCAGCUGUUUGUGUUCAACGACAGCACCCUGGUGUCCUACCUCCAGGUGCCCUCUGCGCCCCCGGGCCCGGGGGAACCCCGUGACACCCCAUCCCAGGUGCGGGUCAUCGUCCGAGACAUCUCCGGGAAGUACUCCUGGGACGGGGGGGGUCCUCUACCGAACACAGGAGGGACAAAAUGGUCUGCACCAGGGGAGUGACGACCCCUCCAACCUAUCCGCUCCCAAGACCGCCUCGCCAAUGGCCUCGGAGCGCUCCUACCCCCCAGGCUGGGAGUCCCAGCCAGGCUGUGAGGAGGAGGAGGUUGAUGUU